UAGAGCUAGUGAGGAGCUAACUCCCUGUGUGUGUGUGUGUGAGAUCUCCUGGCUCAUUCUCGGCGGUACCUGCAGACAAAAACCGAAAAAUAACAACCUGUAGAAGCGUUUUAUGAUUUACAAAAGAUACGGAUUCGGAGGUUUGCUUGUGUAGUAGCCGCCAGGCUGUUGGGACAGGAGCUCGUUAGUGAAAUGGUGAACCCAGGGGCCGCAAUCUGUGGGCUUAGCAUUGUGGCUACUUGCGCUGGUGCUAACUUAGCUUAGCUUAGCUUAGCCUAGCCUAGCAGGCUAAGGUAGCUAAGCUGUGUUAGCCAGAAACUCGCGUUUAUUUAGUUUUUUUUAAAUAUUUUUUUAACUUUAAAUUCACCCAACAGCAGCGUCGUUGUAUUGACGUCGCAAAAAAAAAAACGUCAAACUUUAAAAAGGCCUUUUUUCUUUUUUUUUGUAGUCGGGAGGGAAAAGCAGCUCGUUGGCUCUCGGCUAACGCUCAGCUAAUUUACCGCGCUGCAAUGCACAGAGAGGUCAGCGGCGUUUGAGUCGUCUCCCCUCGGGUCGGUCAGCCAGCAGUUACCGGGCAUUGUGCGGUAUGUGCAGCCACUGGCAUGCUGAACAUCCCUCAGGAACCGUAGUGGGGGGGUUGCCUGGUGAAAACGUUACAGACAACGUGAGCGCAGGCCGGUUUCUGACUGCCCGUGUAGUUGUGAUAUGAAGGCUUGUAGUUCGUGUGGUUGUUAAAAGUUAAAGCUGCUUCAAGCACUGGAGUUGUGCAGGCGACAGGGCCUUCACAGGGUGCUGGGGGUGUAGUUGUUCCUCCUCCACUGCGUUGUUUCACGACGCCUCUUUAAACAUGUAAAAGUUGAAGCCAAAGUUUGCAGAGCCACGAUGUAACAUCACACUGAGCUGGUGGGUUUUUUUUUAAAGUGCAUGCAUUGGUGAGAAGGCGAGAGGUAGCAAAAACAAUUAAAAAAAAUGAACAAUUCAGGAGUGUUGCCUCAAGAAAAGAUGGAGCUGGAUCUGGAAAUCCCAUCUUCGUUAGCGCAGAGCGAUGGACACUUGAGGAGAUCCAACAGUGCACCCAUGAUAAACGGCUUAAGUGAUAACUCCCAAGUGUUCCAGAGAGAGGUCCUGCGUAGCCGGAGAAAUAGCACUACAGUUGUGAACAGGCCCAACAUGGUCCCUUCGUCACCCAUUCGCGUCCCCAGCACCAGACUGCAUCAGAUAAAACAAGAGGAGGGUGUGGACGUGAUGAACAGAGAGACUGCUCAUGAGCGGGAAGUUCAAACCGCCAUGCAGAUGAGCCAGUCUUGGGAAGAAAGCCUUAGCCUGAGUGACAACGAUUUGGAGAAGUCCGCAUCUUCGUCCCCGAAGCGCAUCGACUUUGUUCCUGUGUCGCCGGCCCCGUCCCCGACCAGAGGGAUCGGAAAAAAGCAGUGUUUCUCUCCUUCACUACAAAUCCUUGUGAGCAGCAACGGCCUAACACCCAGCCCGAUACCCAGCCCGACGCGACGCUUCAGCCGACGAAGUCAAAGCCCGAUCAACUGCAUCAGAGCCAGCAUACUUGGGCCAAUGAAACGCAAAGGUGAGAUGGAGACGGAGAGUCAGCCUAAGAGGCUCUUCCAGGGCACCACCACCAUGCUGUCUUCUGAUGUCUCCAACCUGUCAGAUCUCGGUUCCUGUCACUCUCCAGAUUUACUGGAUGGCAGCCUCAGCAGCGUCGGCUCCUCCACCGACUCACCGGGCAAAAUGGAGGGAGUGUCGCCCUCCUCGUCCAGCAACUCCCCCUUCGCUUCCCUCCAGGAUUUGUCCCCAAAGUGAGCCUGGGAGAGCAAGAGACACUAGAAAGGACCGCCUCCAAAAAAGCCUCUCUCCAGGGAAGAAGUUUCCUUCUCAGACCCUCCAUCUCACCAUCGCCUAGAUUUGGUUUAAGUGGAAUUUUUCAUGGGGUUUUCUCCGAGUGGCGGCUUUCAUGGCUACGUUUUGAGGGUCUAGAUAUGUUUUUGAAUUAAGGAAGUGAAAGCCAUGGGUGAGUUUUUGUGUGUAAGAGAUGAGCCUAGUGAAACUAGGAAUGACUGAAGACACUGUGAGCACCAGCUGCUAGUAGAUGACCUUGGAUGGUGCUUGGCUUUCGUAGUGAUAUAAGUGGCUAUACUUCAAAUCUGUCCUACCAGUUCCCCUCACUGGAGAGAGACAUUGAGCACUGGACAAAUAAAAUAAAAAAAGACUAUUGGAUGUGUACAUUUCCCUGUUUUUGUGCUGGAAAACUUCUGUCCACAGGCCUUUUUGUAUGUACGCAGUCUGCAGAUUUUGUAAGAAAAGAUUUAACUUAUUGUUUUCCUGCUUGGUUGUAAUUAUGUACAUAUUAACCUUGUCAAAUGUCGUACAUAGUUUUAAGUUUGUGAUUGGCUGUGAGAUGAAUGUGGGCACAAGUCUUCAACAGCAGAAGUUUUAUUUGUAAAAGAACAUGAACUACUUCUGGGGUACAACUAUAGAGAUUUCCUUACUGUCACACUGUAAGAGAAGUUAUGUUUUCAGCAGAUAUUUUUAUGAUAGAGGCUGUGAACUGUGUAUUUUUCUUUUCCUUUUUCAGUCUGACUUUUAUGCCACCUUCCCCCAUGAAUUGCUGCAACUUUAAUUGCCGAGUAUGAGCAAUUAAUGCACCUAGCAGUUUAUUACGGAUGAAGUAUUUUGAUCAUCACUGUUGGGCUUUCAACACUAAAGGUUCCUCUGUAUCCUGUGUUCUUGUCAGGAUGUUUUUGUAGAUAAACAGAGUAUCGAAAUGAAUCAGUUUUCUUUCUUCUGGCGAAAUGUUCUUAUUUAUGGAAAGAAAUGUUUAUUAUAAAAAAAAUUGGAUGGCGAUAGGUUUCUAUCCCCAGUAAUAGAGAACCAUUCGUGUUGUCAUUUACACCAAAUCAACUGACUGCUGGAACGUGAAGCAAAAACAAAUUGGCACCGUCGCAUUGUGAGUAAAGAGACUGCUGUUUCUGCUGUGGCUACGUUUUUAUGAAAAGAGCUUUUUGCACAGAACACUCGAUCCUGUAACGUUUCAGCCUGUGUAUGAGCAGGGAAACGUAAAAAACAAGAUCUUAAAAACAGUAUAAAGGUUAAGCCUGUAUUUUAGCACCUUGAUUUGCUUUCAAAUGUCGAGGCCCCAGUGCCCACACGACCUGUGUCACCCUUAGUGGCUCUGGAGCCUUUAAUGUGUAUGUACAAGAGGAAGUGAUUGUAAAUCAUUUUAUGGAAGUGUGCCCUUUUAAGUUAAACAAAAGCCUGGUUGCAGUUCAUUUACUGAAUGUCUUAUUCCUUUAUACAAAGUGGAAAAGCCUCCAGCUUGCCCUGCUGUUAAGAUUUAUUUUUUUCUCAAGUCAUUUUAUGAAGCGUUCAGGGCAUGAAUUUAGCAAAUAAUCUUAUACUAUACUGUAUGUCUAUAAUGGAAAAGGCUGUAAUCUACCAAGCUAGCUAACACCGUGCCCAUGCUUGUGUCUUUUGUGAUUGCAAUCGUAGCAGACAUCAGGACUAAAUAAAUUAUUUCUUUAUUAUGUG
Morone saxatilis (striped sea-bass) is the source of this 3540-nucleotide messenger RNA. RefSeq names its product family with sequence similarity 122B (gene fam122b). Gene Ontology annotation, molecular function: protein serine/threonine phosphatase inhibitor activity. The transcript has 10 exons. The record is from RefSeq and is a predicted model, not a curated record. Bases 970 to 1815 code for a protein of 281 amino acids. Lineage: Eukaryota; Metazoa; Chordata; Actinopteri; Moronidae.